This is a messenger RNA of Alexandromys fortis (reed vole), 3050 nucleotides long. It is a transcript of the gene Tmod4, whose product is annotated as tropomodulin 4. Bases 1821 to 2888 code for a protein of 355 amino acids. The transcript is spliced from 7 exons. Lineage: Eukaryota; Metazoa; Chordata; Mammalia; Rodentia; Cricetidae. Gene Ontology annotation, cellular component: striated muscle thin filament; myofibril; cytoskeleton. Gene Ontology annotation, molecular function: tropomyosin binding. The record is from RefSeq and is a predicted model, not a curated record. Gene Ontology annotation, biological process: actin filament organization; pointed-end actin filament capping; muscle contraction.
CUCAGCCUUGUAUGUUUUCUCCCUCUUUCCCUUCCUCUUCUUUUUCCUCUCUUUUUUAAGACAGGGGUCUCUAGCCUAGGCUGGCCUCAGGAUCUCCCUGCCUUUGCCUCCCAAGUGCUAGACUUUGUCUUGGCUGUCACACCUUUUUUAUUGUUUUAUAGCACUUUUUAUGAACUUUCAAACCACCUUGUUAUUUUUUUUCAAAUCUCCACACGGGGCUUCUCUGUGUAGCCCUGGCUGUCCUGGAAUUCGCUCUGUAGACCAGGCUGGUCUUGAACUCACAGAGAUCCACCUGCCUCUGCCUCCUGAGUGUUGGGAUUAAAGGUCUGUGCCACCACCGCCCAGCCUUGUUUCUUUAUUUUUAGAACAGAAGUUCUUACUAAAUUGUCCUGGCUAGUUUCAGACUCCUGGGCUCAGGCAGUCCUUCAGCCUCAACCUUCCAAGUUCUAGGCCUAGAGGCAAAAUCGCAGUCCCUGCUCUGUCUUUUAUUAGUACAUAUGUAUUAUACAAAGUAAUUGGCUUCAUAAAGAUGCUUUUGUUUGAUCCUGUCAAAUAUUUUUAUUGUUAUCCAGGCAAAUGUAAACUUGAUCCUGUCCCUUGGGGGAACCUGACAGAGGCUCCGUACUGACUCUACUUAGGUGUAAAGGUUCCUUUAAGAGACAGGCUCCACCCGCUCCCGCUCUCUUUCUGCUAUGUCUUUUCCUCUCUCUCUUCCUCUCUCUCUCUCUCUCUCUCUCUCUCUCCCCCCCCCUUCCCAGUAAACUUCCCUCUCAUUUAAGCUCUGAUGGCGUGUUUGUCUCCUGCCAUAUGAUCCAUGGUCCCAUCUCGCACUGCAUGUCAUUACAUGGGUUGUCCAUAUUUAAUUCUAAAGUAUUUGUUCUUUCAACUAAAGUUAGAUACCAAAUCAAAAUCCUUACUUGAGAGAGCGUGUGUUUGUGGGUGGUGCGCAGAUGCCACCAGUGUCUUCUGUAAUUCCCUCUCCUCCUGAGUCUGGGGCCAUGCUUUCUAGGCUAUCAGAAGCCAGCAGCCUCCAGUGAUCCUCUGUCUCUGCCACCCACAGAAGCUGGGGUACAACAUGUGUGAAAUGACCAGCUUGUUACAUGGGUGCAGGAAUGGCAACUCCAGUCCUCACAAUUGUACAGCGAAGAACCACUUGAGCCAUCUCUAGCUCCCACACCCCUUUAAAAAAAUGUUUUGUAGCCAGGAAGUAGUAGCAAAUGCCUUUAAUUCCAGCAAUUGAAAGGCAGUGGCAAGUAACUCUCUGUGAGUUCGAGGCCAGCCUGGUCUACAGAACGAGUUCCAGGACAGCCAGGGCGACACAGAGAAACCUGUCUCAAAAAAAAAAAAAAAAAAAAACGAAAACAAAACAAAAGGUUUUGCUAUCGUUCUCCAUGUUGUAGCAGCCCUGCCCCAGCCUCCCCUGUGGCGGGAAUACGGGUGUGAGGCACUGUCUGUCUGCACUGACAUACCACCCCAUGUUUGGUGCUUUGAACGGAGCAGGAGCAGGCACCGCACAGUGGGAGUCAUCUGAUUCUCCCCUGGAGGACUCUGCUCAUAGGGAAAGAGAAGGUGUCAUGGCUGGUACUGGCCACUAGAGGCUCUCAGGGCUGGGCAAGGUAUGGGGUCUGUGUAUAUGUGAUCUCCCACCACUCCCCACCUGGCCAGAGCUAAAAUAAUAAAAUGCUGAGCUCACUGUUCCCCCACUCUCUCCCCCGGCACCAGACUCCUCCUGCUGACCGGACGGUGCCCUAGUAGAACAGACGGACCAACUGACAAGGGGAGGCUGAGUGGCGCACGGUGGGGAAGGGGUAGGGGCCACCAUGUCAUCAUAUCAGAAGGAACUGGAGAAAUACAGAGACAUAGAUGAAGAUGAGAUCCUAAGGACCUUGAGCCCCGAGGAGCUGGAACAGCUGGACUGUGAGCUACAAGAAAUGGACCCUGAGAAUAUGCUCCUGCCAGCUGGACUGAGACAACGUGACCAGACAAAGAAGAGUCCAACAGGGCCACUAGACCGAGAUGCCCUGUUGCAGUACCUGGAGCAACAGGCACUAGAAGUCAAGGAGCGUGAUGACUUGGUGCCCUUCACUGGCGAGAAGAAAGGGAAACCCUAUAUUCAGCCCAAGAGGGAAAUCCCAGCAGAGGAGCAGAUUACGCUAGAGCCCGAGCUGGAGGAGGCACUGUCCCAUGCUACAGAUGCUGAGAUGUGUGACAUUGCAGCCAUCCUGGGCAUGUACACACUGAUGAGCAACAAGCAAUACUACGAUGCCAUCUGCAGCGGGGAGAUCUGUAACACCGAAGGCAUUAGCAGUGUGGUACAGCCUGACAAGUAUAAGCCAGUACCAGAUGAACCCCCAAAUCCCACAAACAUCGAGGAAAUGCUAAAGAGAGUGCGGAGUAAUGACAAAGAGCUGGAGGAAGUGAACCUCAAUAACAUACAGGACAUCCCGAUACCCGUGCUCAGUGAGUUAUGUGAAGCAAUGAAGACUAACACCUAUGUCCGGAGCUUCAGUCUGGUGGCCACAAAGAGUGGUGACCCCAUCGCCAAUGUAAGGCUGGCUGCUGUCCCCAGUCCUCUUCCCAUACCCUGUCAUGCACUCCUGGCAAGGGCUGUCUUUCUGGUCACACUAGGGGGUGCUGUUCCCAUCAUGAGUUAUAUGGCAGCCCUCAGAGAGCCCCUACCCUUACCUCUCUGGCUCACAACUCUGAAGUUCCAAGGCAUUUCCCCCAAAACAACCUUCUCUAGUAGCUUCGGUCCCGCCAGUGAUCUUAACCUUCACGCUUUCACCAACUCCCCAACCCUGGCUCCUCAGGGAACUGCAAAGGGCUGUGUCCCUCCUGCUCCCCUUCUGCCUCUCCUCAGUCACCUACGAACCUGUCCCCAACCCUAACUAACACAAGCCCCUACCACCCAGGCGGUAGCUGACAUGUUGCGUGAGAACCGUAGUCUCCAGAGCCUGAACAUUGAAUCCAACUUCAUCAGCAGCACAGGGCUCAUGGCUGUGCUGAAGGCAGUUCGGGAGAACGCCACUCUUACCGAGCUCCGUGUAGAC